UAAGCAACUGCUUUCUUUGCACCUCGUUUUCGGAAUGCACCGAAGUUCUUGAUAAAUAUAUUUACUUUUUAUAUUUCAGAUCCAAACACUGAAAGAAAUCUGUAUCUUCAGCAUCGGUGCCGGUUUAUGUGAUCAAGGAUUAUUUGAACCCCAAUAGUAUGGUCAUGGGGAAGUAUUCCCGAGUGGAUGGGAAGAAGUCGUCCAACUGCUGUUCAACAAUCACUGUAGUUGUGGUUGUUUCUUUUUGCCUAGUUGGGGCUUGGAUGCUAAUGUCGUCGUCUGUUGUUCCAAUUCAAAUUUUGGAGUCGUUAUCUGAGGAAACUAUAAAAGAGGUGAAGAGAACAAAUGAAAUUGAUUCUAAGAAAUUUGAAGACAAUUCAGGUGAUUUGCUUGCAGAUACCACAACAGGGGAUGACAGCUCGAGUGAUACUCAAACUGAAAGCCAAUCUGAUACCCGACAUGACCAAAAUGUUGCCUUAAAAGAGUCUGAGAAUGCAGCUGAGUAUAGACAGUAUAGACAGGAAGAUAGCAAUAAUACAGUCGAGGAAAACCAAGAAGAGAAUGAGAAUCAGAACGGUGAGUCUGAAAUGCAGCAAAGCAAGGACUUUGAAAAUCGUGAUGAAAGAGAGGAAGAUGGAAAAUCGAAUUCAGGUGUAGAGUCAAAUGCAGAAGAUGGAGAAACAGAGACAGCAAUUAGUGGAAAAAAUCCCCUGCGGCAGACAGAAGCUGGAGAGAGUUUGGAUGGCAGUGAAUCAAAGAACGAUAACAGUGAGAGGAUCUCAGCUACAGGGGAGUCUGCAGAUGCAAUGAGUCAGGAAAACUUAACGGCCAUUCAAAAAGAAGAUAAUGUUGAUGGGAAUAUCAUGGAAAAUCAGGUGAAAGAUAAGUUUUCAAAUGAGGUUUCCUCUGCAGGUAGCCAUUCAGAACUUCUAAUUGAUACUGAUUCCCAAAAUGGGGGGGCAUGGUCAACUCAAGCAGCGGAGUCACGGAAUCAAAAGAAGUUACAAAAAUCUCCGAUAUCUGUCUAUCAAGAUGGAGAUGGCUGGAAAAUCUGUAAUGUUACUGCUGGACCUGACUACAUACCAUGCCUUGACAACUGGCAUGCUAUUAGAAGGCUUUCAAGUACUCGACACUAUGAACAUCGAGAGAGGCACUGUCCUGCUGAAGCUCCUACUUGCCUUGUCUUUUUACCCGAGGGAUAUAGACGUCCAAUUAGGUGGCCUGAAAGCAGGGACAAGAUAUGGUUCUAUAACAUUCCCCAUACCAAGCUUGCAGAGGUGAAGGGGCACCAAAAUUGGGUAAAGGUUACUGGUCAAUUUCUAGCUUUUCCUGGUGGCGGAACUCAGUUUAAGCACGGUGCUCUUCAUUACAUUGAUUUCAUUCAAAAGUCUCAUCCAGAUAUUGCAUGGGGGAAAAGAAGUCGUGUGAUGUUAGAUGUUGGGUGUGGAGUCGCUAGCUUUGGAGGCUAUCUUUUUGAAAGGGAUGUUCUUGCAAUGUCAUUUGCACCCAAAGAUGAGCAUGAAGCCCAAGUGCAAUUUGCACUUGAAAGAGGGAUCCCUGCCAUAUCAGCUGUUAUGGGCACUAAGAGGCUACCCUUUCCCAGUUCCGUUUUUGACGUUGUCCACUGUGCCCGCUGUAGGGUUCCUUGGCACGUGGAAGGUGGUAAACUUCUCUUGGAGCUCGACCGUGUCCUGCGACCUGGUGGCUAUUUUAUUUGGUCUGCAACUCCAGUUUACCAGAAGCUUCCUGAGGAUGUUGGCAUUUGGAAAGCGAUGUCUAAGCUAACAAAGUCAAUGUGCUGGGAUCUGAAGGUGGUCUCAAAGGAUAAAUUAAAUGGUGUAGCUGCAGCUUUCUAUAGAAAGCCAACUUCCAAUGAAUGCUACAAUCAAAGAGCCAAAAAUGAACCUCCACUUUGUAAAGAAUCAGAUGCUCCAAAUGCAGCCUAGAAUGUACCACUUGAAGCGUGCAUGCAUAAAGUACCUGAAGAUGUAUCAGAACGUGGAUCUCGUUGGCCUAAACAGUGGCCUCUAAGGUUGGAGAAACCACCCUACUGGCUGAAUUCACAAACUGGAGUUUAUGGUAGAGCUGCCCCGGAUGAUUUCGUUACUGACUAUGAGCACUGGAAACGCAUUUUCUCUCAAUCUUGUCUGAAUGGAAUGGGCAUCAACUGGUCUUAUGUGAGGAAUGUCAUGGACAUGAGAGCUGUCUAUGGGGGGUUUGCAGCGGCACUGAAAGAUCUGAAGGUUUGGGUGAUGAACAUUGUCCCAAUUGACUCUCCAGCCACACUUCCAAUCAUUUAUGAACGCGGUUUGUUAGGAAUGUACCAUGAUUGGUGUGAAUCUUUCAAUACCUACCCCAGAACAUAUGAUCUUCUUCAUGCUGACCAUCUGUUCUCCAGUCUCGGACAGAGGUGCAACUUGGUGGUGGUAAUUGCAGAAGUUGAUAGGAUUUUAAGGCCUGAAGGAACGCUGAUUGUCCGUGAUAAUGCCAAAACCGUAAGUGAGGUUGAGACCUUGGUAAAAUCUCUGCAAUGGGAGGUCAGAAUGACUUUCUCAAAAAACAAUGAAGGAUUGCUUUGUGUUCAGAAGACAAAGUGGCGUCCUAAAGCGGUUGAAACGAUUUGGUCUGCCAUUGCUUGAAAACAAUACCUCACUUGGUCUGCCAUUCACAUCAUAGAUAUUCUAUAAUAGAUUCUGCAGUAGUGUCUCCCCAAAAACACACAAUUAUACAGCUGGUUAGUCUAUAACACCCUUGUAUUCUUCAAAAUUGAAUGUCAUUUUACUUUUGCCAGAUCAAUUAAAGGGAUUAGUAUCACAACCCUAAGGGUUUG
Tripterygium wilfordii is the source of this 2830-nucleotide messenger RNA. Its product is annotated as probable methyltransferase PMT24. Lineage: Eukaryota; Viridiplantae; Streptophyta; Magnoliopsida; Celastrales; Celastraceae. The transcript is spliced from 10 exons. Gene Ontology annotation, cellular component: endosome; cytoplasm; trans-Golgi network. Gene Ontology annotation, molecular function: methyltransferase activity. The record is from RefSeq and is a predicted model, not a curated record.